UUUGUGUUUUCCUCUUUCUUCACCCUUGCGCGGCCGUUGCGCUCGCCAAAAAGCACCCAAUCUUUCCGGUCGGAAACGGAGCCCGAUUCCUUUGCGCGCCUCGCCAUUCGUCGUGAUUCUUCCUCCUCAAUCGAGGAAGCGGCGCGCGUUUCUGCGUCAAACGGGAAGCAAAAGCUCGCGCUUUUUUUUUUCUCCUUUUCAUUUCAAUUGGUGUAUAUAGCUGAGGACUCCGAGCGAUCAGAGAUCUGAUCUAGGGCGGCAGGGGGUGUCGACCCCGGGGCUGCGAGAUGGCAACCGCCGGCGCCGCCGCCGGCGCCGAGGACCAGGCCUUGUCCGAGCUUCAUGAAAAGCAUCGAAUUGACCUGGAGAGAUUAACGCUGACUUCUCAGCCAUUCAGAACGUUCGCAUUAUUUGCAUUAGCCAUUGGAGAAAGUAUAAAAAGCACAUGUGUGUGUGUUCUGAAAGAAAGUGCUCGAUUGAAGUUCUUGGUUUUUUUGGUUGUCUCUGCCUGGGUUAUGCUCUUGGUCACUGAUGGCCCACAUGAAAAGCAUGUCCAGGAGCUGCUUUGGUAUGUCAGAUUUGGAUUAUGGUGGGUCAUACUAGGGGUGGCUUCAUCCAUUGGAUUAGGUUCUGGUUUGCAUACAUUUGUAUUGUAUUUAGGGCCUCAUAUUGCCCUUUUUACAAUCAAAGCAGUCCAUUGUAGUCGAACUGAUUUAAAGAGUGCUCCUUAUGAUACUAUUGUCCUUAAAAUGAGACCUUCGUGGUUGGAGAAAGACUGUCUAGAAUUUGGACCUCCAAUGUACCAGGAUACAAUUCCAUUUAGCAAAAUACUGCACGAAGUUCACCUUGAAGCUUUUCUCUGGGGCAUUGGAACUGCACUUGGAGAACUUCCUCCAUAUUUCCUCUCGAGAGCAGCUAGGAUGUCAGGACGCAAACUAGACGAGCUAGGAGAGUUGGAUGCUUCUAUUACAGGAGAAGGUUUCUUAUCCUCAACCCUGCAUCGGGCUAAAAGAUGGCUUAUGUCUCACUCAGAGCAUCUUAACUUCCCUACCAUCCUGUUACUUGCUUCGGUGCCAAACCCCCUCUUUGAUCUUGCCGGUAUUUUGUGUGGGCAAUUUAACAUUCCAUUCUGGAAGUUCUUUCUAGCAACUUUAAUCGGAAAGGCUGUUAUUAAGGUUUAUAUCCAGACAACGCUAGUAAUUACUCUCUGCAAUAACCAACUUCUUGAAUUGCUGGAGAAAAGGAUUAUGUGGGUAUUUGGCAAUGUUCCUGUGGUAUCAUCUGUUCUUCCCUCUUUAGUUGGCAAGUUGAAGACAGCAAAGAAAAAGUUUUUAUCAGCUAGUGUUGCUGCAUCAGCUUCAAGUGCUGUAAAGGAAACGAAGUGGAACCUGUCAUUCUCUCUAAUCUGGAAUACCAUAGUGUGGCUUUUGAUCAUGAACUUCAUCGUUCAGAUUAUUACUUCUACAGCACAAAGCUAUCUCAAGAGGCAACAAGAGCUAGAGACCCGUAAGAAGUUGUCAGCGACAUGUACAGUUUCUGAACCUUCCCCUGUGUUAUGAAAUUAAUUCAGCCCAGAUCAUUUCAUCUCAUAUAAAAAUCAGCAUUCUUCACGCACCUGAGGAUGAUACAGUUAAGUUGCCAACUCCAAAUAUGGCUAUUUACAACGCGCUGUAAGGCCGGUAUUGUUCAAGAAAUUUACAUAGGUAGUUGAUACAUUGUACAUAACCUGUCCCAUCAAGCCAUGACAGGGAAAUUAGUACCCCUGCAUUAUUGUGGAGCACUACCUGUUGCUGUACUUAAUUGAAAGCCACAAAAAGGAAAAUGCAUGACUAGCCCUCCGAUGUAAUGCGUCCCCAGCUACAAUUUCUGGGGCCCAAUCUGUACAUAGCAACCAACCAAGGUAUCAAUUACACAGGGAAGCUAUUCAUGCCCCGAUGCCUUCCUAUCCUCCUCUCUUCAGUUGAUUUUGUCCCUGCAGCGGCAAUGAUUUCCUCCCUGUUGAGGUAUUAUUUGUCCUUUGUUGCUGAUGGCUACCUGAUGAGAUUUCUGUUCCUGUCCAUGCACAACACAUGACAGCAGAUGGUUAGACUGAAAAGGUUGCAUCUUUAUCAACUGCACUGUGCCUUUUCUCCGUGAAGUUGCAUCGCCUUGUACUACUCCAUCUUGUGACGUAACUUCAGUGGAGAUUGAAGUUAAAUUAUUGGUGUUCUUUGCCCGUAGAAUUCUGCUUCGACAGAUACGGGUCGCUGAUAUUAAUCUUGUCAUGUUAAAGAAAAGCGAGGAAAAGGAUGGGCAAUACUGCAAGAGUUCCAGUUGAAUUGGGCAGUUGAAUUCUGCUGCUAAACUGGAGCGUACUUUUAACUCUUCCAGAUUGACACAAAACGCUUUCUUGCAGUUCCAGCUCAGUCAGUCUUCUUCAAAAUUUAAUAUUGGUGUUUACUUAGGUCUCUAGGGGAUAAGAACAACUCGUAAACUGGAACAUCACAACCCUAAUCAGGUAACCUCUACAUUAGGCGAAGUAUGAACUGAACUUUCAAUCUUUUAGGCUAUGAGGUUGCAAUUGACUCACAAUGUUCAGGGAGCAAUGAAGCGUGUCCUCCUCUGAUUUUUUUUCUGUUCUUUCCAGAGGAAAGCUCCCCAAUUUAAGAAGAAAUAAUCAGGCAGACAAUAAACAUAUGCUUUACCACUGAACUCUUGGUCCAUGCUCCACUAUGUAGGAGAUCUUGAAUUAGUUAUGACAUGGUGAACUGAAUCAGGCACAUCAUUUUUCAGUACUUGCGUAGUAAGUGCGCAAUUCUGUCCACAAUCUUCAC
Messenger RNA from Oryza brachyantha (malo sina), 2813 nucleotides. RefSeq names its product vacuole membrane protein KMS1-like. The transcript is spliced from 8 exons. The record is from RefSeq and is a predicted model, not a curated record. The coding region runs from base 288 to 1559 and encodes 423 amino acids. Lineage: Eukaryota; Viridiplantae; Streptophyta; Magnoliopsida; Poales; Poaceae.